Molecule: messenger RNA, 968 nt
Organism: Rubroshorea leprosula
Lineage: Eukaryota; Viridiplantae; Streptophyta; Magnoliopsida; Malvales; Dipterocarpaceae
Source: the annotation of a GenBank genome assembly
AAUUAGUUUGUUAAUUUUAACGUGCAGUUCCAGGCAUUUGACUUUCGGACAACUUUGAGAAACAAACCAUUCUUGCAGCUUUUCCAUUCUCUAUAUGUAUAUCCUUUAACUGUGAGCUUGAGUAGGAAAAGGAAUCUAUUCGUAAGAGUUGAGCUAAGAAAGGAUGAUACAGAUGCAAUGUAUCCCAGGGAACCUGGUUUAUAACUUCAGAGUUGCUGUUCGUGCUUCGGUGGCCUGCUACCAUGAUGAAAUUAAAGUUUCUCUCCCUGCUGUUUGGACACCAUUGCAUCACCUUCUAUUCACUUUCUUCCAUGUUGAUCUUCAAAUGAAACUAGAAGCUCCAAAACCAUUCUGUUCUUUUACUUGGCAGGUAGUAAUUGGAUAUGCAGCACUUCCAUUAUCCACCCAUGCACAGUAUGCAAUUGCCUUUAUGUUUGUCAUCUUUUGUUUUGUUUCUUUCCUUGAUGAUUUAUUAACUUUCAUUAUUUGUUCUGCUACUGGAGUGAGAGGUAUGGUAGUUCAUGGUUACUUUCCUGGUUUAUGUUGUGGGUUGCGAUCAGAAAUUUCUCUACCAAUUAUGAGAGAACUGGUUCCACAGUAUCUUCAAGAAAAUGGAAAGGAGAGGCUGGAUUAUUUGGAAGAUGGAAAAACUAUUUUUAAAUUGCAAUUAAGGCUUUGCUCAUCUUUUUACCCAAUUAACGAGCACAUAUGGGAUUUUUUUAACAAGCCCUCCCUGGGGUUCUGAACUUUUGGAGGUAUAUUGGCUAUGCUUCUUUAUUCAGUCUUUUCAGUUGUCUUGGUUAUAUCUAUUAUUAGUAUUCAUAAUCUCUUUAGUUUUGGUGUUUUGUAAUUUUCAAGUCCACUGAAAUUAUUCUAUGGUUGUGCUUGAAUUGAUUUAAACAUUCCCCAAAGCCAGUUUUCUUAAUUGGUGAUACAGCAUGUCAAUUUUAUAAAUGCAAAACACUAUG